CCCUCUGCUUUUCGUUUCCUCUCUCUCUCUCUCUCUCUCUGUAUAAUGGCGUAGAUGCUCUUCGGGACUCUGAACUCGCCAACACGACUCACCUCGAGUCGGCCAAGUCUCCACCUCAGUCCGUCAGUCUAGCUAGUUCAUGGCGAAUAACCACCCAUCCGCCGAGGCCACCACUAACGAUGACUUCCUCGACCAAAUUCUCGGCAUCCCGACCUUUGGUUCUGCCGACCCCGGAGGCUUGCCUGUACCGGACACUGGAUUGUCCUCCGGCGGUCAUCCGCCUAUGAUGCUUCAGCUCAGCUCUGGCGACGGCUCCGGAGGGUUUCACGGGCAGGUAUUUCCGUUAGGGCUGAGCUUGGAGCAGGGAAAGGGAGGGUUUCUGAAGCCCGAGGAGGCCUCUGGGAGUAGCAAAAGAUUUCGCGAUGACCUCGUUGAUGGUAGAGCUUCUUCUAUGAAAAAUGUUUUCCAUGGCCAACCAAUGCCUACUACUGUUGCUGCAGCACCACAUCCACCAGCAAUGCGCCCAAGGGUACGGGCUAGACGAGGUCAGGCCACAGAUCCACACAGCAUAGCUGAGCGGUUGCGGAGAGAAAGAAUAGCAGAAAGAAUCAGGGCAUUGCAGGAACUGGUUCCUAGCGUCAACAAGACGGAUAGAGCUGCCAUGCUUGAUGAGAUUGUGGAUUAUGUGAAGUUCCUGAGGCUUCAAGUAAAGGUUUUGAGCAUGAGUAGAUUGGGCGGAGCUGGUGCAGUGGCACCACUUGUAACAGAUAUUCCACUAUCAUCAGUUGAGGAAGAAGGCAGCGAUGGUGGAAGAAACCAACCAGCGUGGGAGAAGUGGUCUAACGAUGGCACCGAACGUCAGGUGGCUAAGCUCAUGGAAGAAAAUGUCGGGGCCGCCAUGCAAUUCCUUCAAUCGAAGGCUCUCUGCAUCAUGCCUAUCUCAUUGGCAUCGGCCAUUUACCAGACACAGCCAUCAGACGCCUCUAGUAUUGUCAAGCCAGAAAGCAAUCUCCCUCCAUAGACCUCAUGAAGGAAAACACUUCCCUCCCUCCAUGGUCCCAUCGGAAACUCAUUAUAUGCUCCUUGGUCCCACCCCUUAUUUGUCAUUUUCAACCCCCCACAAAUUUAGUUGCUCACUCGGUUCAAAUUGCAAUCAAAGUCAGAUGCCAUGGUUCUUGCUUUGUCCCCCCCAUCCUUCUUUUAACUUUUGUCAAAACAGGGCUUGAUUUCAAUGCCCUAAAAAAUGCAAGCAGGCCCUUAAAAGUCUUGCCAGCUUCCAAGUAAAGGCGAAGAAUCGUCAAAAGCUCACUUGAUAUGCUUCUUUUUCUUUUUUCUUUUUUCUUUUUUUCUGUAUCAAUGGUGGGGAUGGUGGAAAAUGAUGGAAGCACUUUUGUAGUGGGGCUCUCAUUUAUGGGUAGUGCUUGUGGGACCUUCCAAGAGUGGUAGAGUGUGUUUCAAUUUGUAUAUCUAUUAACUCAUUUGAAGCGCUGAAUUGCAUUUAA
This is a messenger RNA of Juglans microcarpa x Juglans regia, 1502 nucleotides long. RefSeq names its product transcription factor UNE12-like. Gene Ontology annotation, molecular function: RNA polymerase II cis-regulatory region sequence-specific DNA binding; protein dimerization activity; DNA-binding transcription factor activity, RNA polymerase II-specific. Gene Ontology annotation, biological process: regulation of transcription by RNA polymerase II. Gene Ontology annotation, cellular component: nucleus. Bases 140 to 1021 code for a protein of 293 amino acids. The transcript has 6 exons. NCBI's taxonomy places the organism in Eukaryota, Viridiplantae, Streptophyta, Magnoliopsida, Fagales, Juglandaceae. The record is from RefSeq and is a predicted model, not a curated record.